GACAACACCAACAAGUUCCAGCCAUGAAAUUCGCUUCAUUCACCACCAUGAUCGUAUCUGCCGCAGUGAUGGCUAGCGUAGCUAUCGCAUCCGAGGACCUGUCGAUUACACCCAAGAACCUCCCUUGCAACAAUCCCGGUGAGACGGGGUGCUCGACGGGCCUCAAGGGCUACAACAACGGCAAUGAUUUCGGGUAUUUUUGUGGAGCUAACCGCAAAAUCAUAUCCUUCACGGCAUGCCCGUGCAAAAAUUGUUGUCAUGUGACUUCCGACGGGAAUGACUUCACUUGUUCAUGAUCCUUGAUGCUUGCUCAACCACACAGUGCUGAUGCGUAGAACAUUUAAUAUUGGCGUGAUACGCGCAAGAGGGCGUGAAGGAGUACUAGUACUGUAGCGUCGUGAAGCGUUUUGGAGCCAAUUGAAUCGUCA
Molecule: messenger RNA, 428 nt
Organism: Suillus clintonianus
Lineage: Eukaryota; Fungi; Basidiomycota; Agaricomycetes; Boletales; Suillaceae
Exons: 3
Coding region: 24-296 (90 amino acids)
Source: RefSeq, a predicted model, not a curated record